Cherax quadricarinatus is the source of this 5796-nucleotide messenger RNA. NCBI's taxonomy places the organism in Eukaryota, Metazoa, Arthropoda, Malacostraca, Decapoda, Parastacidae. The record is from RefSeq and is a predicted model, not a curated record.
GUCAUAAGAUGAUUUGUUAAGUUCCUUCAUCCUGGAUGGCUGCAAGAAUAGCACAUCUGUUUCACAAUUAGUACGCAGAAGGUCAAUUAUUAAUAUAAUCAAAACUAAGUGCUAAACCAUAGGUCAAGCUUCCCCUCCUUGCACUGAAUGAACCAAUGGUUUUAGUGCUUCACAUAAUCACUACUGCUGGCCUUAUGGCAUGGGUGUGGCAAGAUGGUAUGUAUGUAGGACACCUAAAGGUGGUAUAGCUUAUAGCAGGCCAUGACAGCAGUGACCUCUGGUUUACUGGUCCUGGACUCUUGUGGUCCAAGUAGCUCCCCAGCCUUAUACUCUAUGUGGUAGACAGCAACUGUACCCCUCAAGGGAGCAAUUUAUUCCAGUUUAAGGUGCUUCAUUUUAAAAUUGUAGCUACCCUCCUUUUCUUUGGACUAAAUCUGAUUGCUUCCUAUUCCCCAAGGCACUGUAUAACCAUAUAGCCUCUACAGGUUUAUAGCCCCUUCCCCAUGAAAUAAAUAAGUACAGUAGCAUAAUACAGGAAACAAAUACCUAUUGGAUAACCCCAUGCUUGACUUAACCUGAGUAAAAACUCAAGAGCACAUAAAAGCCCCCAAAAUUUGGAACUCAGCCAGAAGAGUCCAAAGGCUACCUAUUUGUUCAAUAUAUCCCAACACACUAAUUCUAACUGACCUUGCUGAUUCUCUCUAACUUUCUUAACAAACUAACUUAAAGCAUCAACUUUGAUUUUACUUUUCCUCUUGCAUUCUCUCCUACCCCCCCCACUAACCCCUCCUCUCUCACAUUCCUUCCCUUCACUUCCUCAUCUUUGCACAUUACUCUUUUCGCACAUCCUUAGCUGAAUUGCUGUAUGACCCUUUUGGGUUUGGCACUAAAUUUGAUUACAUUAUUGUUGUACUACAGUAUGCUAAUAUUUUUAUCAAAGAUAUAUUUUAUGAUGUAGCGUAAAAUAAAACACAGCUCGAGUUAGAACACACAAAGAAUCUGUAAAAAAAUUCAAUACUACUUUAGAUCAAUGUGAACUAUAAUCUCUCUCUCUUGAUAAUGUCAAUAAGUAUAAUUUAGCUCUUAAUAACCUUGAUAUAUUUUAUCAGAAGUGUGCUGACAUUACAAUUCAGAUUAUCUUCUUGACCGCAACAUCAACUCCUUCAGAGUGCAGGCACUACCCUUCCCACUUCCAGGGCUCGAAGUCUGGUUAACUGGUUACCCUGAAACCCUUCAUGAAAAUUACCUUGCUCACUCUCCAACAGCAUAUCCAUUAAAAAUACUUGUCUCCAUUCACUCCUAUCUAAUGAACACUUGAACAAAUCUGCUGGAUGCUCAAGCCCCUAAAACUCAAAGCCUCUUGUACCCCUUCCCUCCAACCAUUCCUGGGAUGACCCCUUACCCUAUUAUCUUCCACUCUUGUACCCUCUUUCUCAACCUAUCCCACUCCAUGUUCUCUGCAUGCCCAAACCACCAACACCUCUCCUCGGCCCUCUGAAUUAUGCUUUUGGUGAUCCUACAUCGCCUUUUUAAUUUUUACACUCCAGAUUUUCUGCAUUGCUCACAAACAUGAAUCUCCCAUUUCCUCUAGCUGCCACCUCACUGCAGUGUUCAGAAAGCAUGCCUCACCACACAUACAAAAGGAUGAGAGAGCAAGAAAGAAAAGCGUGACAAGAUUCUAUUAUUACUGGCAAAAUGAGAGUAACGGGAUUAAUCCCAGCACGAUUCUUAACACUGACAUCUCAUGUGGUGCUUCUAAUCAGUGUGUUAUUGGCUAGGGAGGAAAAUGUUCUUGCUUGCUUGCCAGUAGACUUCAUGGAAGUUGAUUAUAGGAGGCGUGAUGGAGAAUUUCUUGGAGGACUGAUAGCUGGCCUUGCUUUAACAGCCCUUGAAUAUGUUGGCUUCAUGACUGGAAUUUCCAUGUUCACAGGCUUACCUUCACUUAUAUCUAUUGCUUGUCACACUGGUGCUUCCAUUAGCCUGGCAUACAUGGUAAUGGAUUCUUGGGACUGUCAGCUUUAUUGGUGGGUUUUUGGAUUAACCUCUGCCUUGCCAGCCAGCAUUGAAGUAGGAGUUAUGAUUAAUGUGCUGAUGCUCAGGAAGAGUAUAUAAUAAUGUGCCUAUAUACUAGAUUAUGAUUUUCCAAGAAAACUUAAAAAAUAUUUUGUAUUUCAUAUGACUUAUCUACUUUUCACAAUAGGAUGCAAACCUGUUUGUACUGCAAACAUUAUCUGGUGCCCAGAACUGUCAACAAGUACAAAAGAAGCACAGAACUGUACUAUGUAGAAAAUCAUUAAUAAAAUACAUAGUGAAAUCAAAUUGACUUAUUUUGCACACUAUCUCUAAAAUGAUAAAUAUGUUUUACUGAUGUUCAAAAAGGUGAUAGAAAAGAUGCUUUUAACCAUAGGUUUGCCUUAUUGACAAACUGACAAGCAUUCUUUUUAGAAUGCUGAAAAAAAAACAUUAAAAUAAAUAACAUACUUAGAAAAAAAAAAAUAGCAAAAAGUGCAGUGUUCAUUCAACAAAUUUGUAUACAGCCUCUUCUCACUUUGCGACGUAGUACUUGUUUACCGACGCCUCGGACUUACGACGGACUCUCUGACCAGUAUUCAUACCUAAAUUAUGUAUAUUAGAGCUGAUUUCUUCUGUUUUGGUUAUAUCAAUAUAUAGUACACUACUGUAUAAACAUUUAAAAAUAUACCAGAAAUGUUUUAAAUGGUGCAAAAGUGACAUUAAAAUAAUAUCAAAGAUGGCUGACACAAACUCACUACCAUUACGGUAUGCUCUUCACUUAGCAACGACGUGGUCUUAGUAACGGAACUCUGUUGAUAAGUGAGGAGAGGCUGUAUUAUCUAUUAUCUGAUCUAUUAAGCUACUAACACAGUCAGAAAUUAUUCAAGACUGCUAACCUAAAUAAACUUUUGGUGAAUAUAAUAAUCAUGAUACUGUUUCAACCCCUUCUCCUGUAUAUAUUACUAAAUGUAAGAGGAGAAACUCUUUUUUUUUCUUUUGGGCCACCCCACCUCGGUGGGAUAUGGCCGGUGCGUUGAAAGAAGAAGAAUACUGUUUAAGAAUAAAAUUCAUUGGUAAAUUGCAUUUAAGGUGGGAGACGGCCGACUUGUUGAAAAAAAAAAAAUCAGAUUUUAGAGAUUCUGAUAGUUCAUGAAAGAAUAAUCUGGAAAUUUCAAAACUGUGAAUAAAAAGCAAAACUAUCACAUCAGACAAGAUAGAUGUUGUUUUCAAUGUCAUGACUUGCACACUUUUCCCUCCCUUCCCUCAGAAAGCCCCCCAUCUCUACUGCAUGAAUGCACACAUGCAUGGUGUUUUUUUUUUUUUUAACAUGCUGAUUUACUGCAUCGUCUGUGACUCCCAUCUUUUCAGCUGAUGUCCUUCCUUCAACAUCUCUACUUGUUCCCCUUUCUUCACAAUCAUCUCUCAUUUCUGCCAUGCAACACUGAAUGAUCCUUAUGGGUUUAGUACAUUACAUUAAUACAGUAUAAUAAUAAUAAUAAUAAUACUUGGGAGUUGACGUGUCGGCGGAUGGAUUUAUGAAGGAUGAGGUUAAUCAUAGAAUUGAUGAGGGAAAAAAGGUGAGUGGUGCGUUGAGGUAUAUGUGGAGUCAAAAAACGUUAUCUAUGGAGGCAAAGAAGGGAAUGUAUGAAAGUAUAGUAGUACCAACACUCUUAUAUGGGUGUGAAGCUUGGGUGGUAAAUGCAGCAGUGGAGAUGUCCUGUUUAAGGGCAAUGUGUGGUGUAAAUAUUAUGCAGAAAAUUCGGAGUGUGGAAAUUAGGAGAAGGUGUGGAGUUAAUAAAAGUAUUAGUCAGAGGGCAGAAGAGGGGUUGUUGAGGUGGUUUGGUCAUUUAGAGAGAAUGGAUCAAAGUAGAAUGACAUGGAAAGCAUAUAAAUCUAUAGGGGAAGGAAGGCGGGGUAGGGGUCGUCCUCGAAAGGGUUGGAGAGAGGGGGUAAAGGAGGUUUUGUGGGUAAGGGGCUUGGACUUCCAGCAAGCGUGCGUGAGCGUGUUAGAUAGGAGUGAAUGGAGACGAAUGGUACUUGGGACCUGACGAUCUGUUGGAGUGUGAGCAGGGUAAUAUUUAGUGAAGGGAUUCAGGGAAACCGGUUAUUUUCAUAUAGUCGGACUUGAGUCCUGGAAAUGGGAAGUACAAUGCCUGCACUUUAAAGGAGGGGUUUGGGAUAUUGGCAGUUUGGAGGGAUAUGUUGUGUAUCUUUAUAUGUGUAUGCUUCUAGACUGUUGUGUUCUGAGCACCUCUGCAAAAACAGUGAUAAUGUGCGAGUGUGGUGAAAGUGUUGAAUGAUGAUGAAAGUAUUUUCUUUUUGGGGAUUUUCUUUCUUUUUUUGGGUCACCCUGCCUCGGUGGGAGACGGCCGACUUGUUGAAAAAAAAAAAAAAAAAAAAAAAAUAAUAAUAAUAAUAAUACAGUGAAUGAUAGAUUAUGGUUGAAAGGAAAAUAUGAACAAUAAAAUACAGUAAAAAUGUCCUCAUGGGGUAAUGUUACAAAUGGGAAUAAGUGGGAUAUUAUUGAGAGUAAUUUGGGGAAUGAGGUUUCGAUUGUUUGCAGGAGGGGGUGGGAUCAUGAGCAGUGUGGGCAAAGACAGAUGUGCAGUUGUUGGCCAAAAAUACACUGUUGCAGGGAUGAUUACUAUUGCUUCACUUCAGCAGUGGCUGUCAAAUGUAAGUUUUUCAGUUUCUGCAGUAUUUCCAUUGAUCAUGGAAAGGACAGAUGAAAGUGUCUACAUAAUUUGAUGAUAGAUAUUAGUUUCAGGUGGCUAUGAAUAUCAACUUGAUUUAUAACCCAAACUAUGACUUUCUCCUUUCAUACUUGUAAGGACAGAAUCAGGGCCAGCAACAACAGGUUGUCCAGCUAAGUCUGGCUCUGGGCUGCUACCAUGAAUCAUGUCUGUGCAGGGUUUAGCAUUUAAUUUUAUUACGUCAUUAUUAUUAUCCACACCACUGCGACAAGUAGUGCCAGCUUUCUUAUGACACAGUCCCAGGAUGCCUUACUCAGAAUUAACAGAGCAAGGCUUAAAAAAUACUCAUUUAGACUGAGUCGCUAGCAAAAUUCGGCUAGCAAUGAGUGAGGGCGAAUUGGCAAGAAUGCUGAAAGUUACACACCUUCAUUCACCAACCUUGGAUCUGCAACAAGUGACCUCAGUAAUAUUCUUGCAACCAGACAGCCACUGGAUGUACCACCCAAUGUGUCAUCAGAAGGUUCACCUGAUGGUUAAAUCCUCUUUUGGUUUUGUAGACCACUUCAGCAAUGCAGUUGGUGGGAAAACAAGGAAUAACAGAAUGUCCCCUUUCUUAAAACCCUGCAGCAAAAUUUAAAGAAAAAAAUUAUUCUUUACAUAACUUACUUAAAGGAGGGGGAGAGGGUAGGAUGCUAUGUUCUUAGGAUAAGUUGCAUUACAGUAAUCCAGAAUCAGGGGUCCUUUCAUACUUGUAUUUACCCUCCACACCAUCACACAAUACCCUAGUAACUGUAUUACAGAUAAUCACUAAGCAAAUCUGAAAUAAGUGGUUAGUGUAGAGAGAAAUAAUAAUUUUUCUUGUUUAUUAUAAAAAUUUACAUAAAGAAUACAGUACAGUACAGAAUUUAUAAGAUGUGAAAAUUUCUGUUCUUAAAUAUACUGUAUAACCAAAAUCAUAUUCUACCAUUUAUAAAAUAUAUACAAGUAUAUAUUCUGCUGGGGUUAGAUUUGUUUGUCAUUAAAAAUCAAUUAAUGAUUUUUGGUACCUAAUCUUUUUCUUGCUGCAUUUGAAAAACAUGCAAAAUUUUCU